AUGAAGCGACAAACAGGCAUCGGAAUCAUACGCCAGGGCGCUGACGGUGGGUCCUCGUACUUUCAGCGACGCGUGCAGCCUGUGUCAUCGACAGCAGCAGCAGCAGCAAUACCUCAACCACAGCAGGCAGGACCACAGCAACCACAACAGGCAGAUCCACCAUCAGACAAAACCGCUGAUGCCAAAUCUUCAGGCCAGUCGGACCAGGCCGCCCGGCUGCACGGACUCAAUGCCAUCGCCGUGCUCACCAACCACCCAAACAAGGCACCCGCGCGCAUACACCGCAAUGAGCUGCCGGCCGUCGCGCGCACACACUACCCCAAGAUAAAGAGCAACGACUUUGACACCUACCUCGAUGCCACCACGGCGCUGUACGAGCAGUACACUGCCAACACAAAGGCCGGCUACCACAUUGCUGCCGACGGGCUCGACCGCUACGAGGCCGCUGUCGAGGAUGCGAGAAGCCACACGUACUCCAUGGACUCGACCACCAUGGCCGAGCGCCUCAAGACGCUGGACGCCACGCGCAGCGAGUUCGGCCUGGAUUCCAUCAGCGAGUACGGCGGCCGCGUGCCCAGCACCGCCGCCAUGCCGGGCAUCGACGAUGUGCCGACCAUUUUCUUUGAAGAGUCCUUUGACCUGCGCGACCCGGCGACUUUUGACAUUGCCACGCAGGUCGUGCUUGGCCCGCAGUCCGCCACCGACGGCCUGUUUGCCCCCGACCGGGCCGAGGCCACCAGCGCGCUCAUGCAGGAAACGCUGUCCGAGUACAUGGACAUUGUCGAGGCCUAUCUAACGCGCGAGAUCUCGCGCCGCUCUCCGGCCUUCUUUGCCGCCCUGUCGACGCUCGAAGAGCUGCAUGCUGAGACCGACCGCUGCAUUGACAACAUCCACGUGCUGCGCGCUGACCUUAAGAGAACCGCCCUCACACAGUGCUCGCCGGGGCUCGAGAUGAUCCGCCUGCGCCGCCGCCAGGACCACCUGGCCUCUGUCCUCUCCGACGUCGAGCUACUGAGCAACUUGCGCCACAUCCAGCCCACCAUUGACGAGCUCGUUGCAUCGGGCGACUGCAUCGGCGCGCUCAACCUCAUCACCGAAGCCCAGGCAAUGAUCGACCCCAACGGCUUGGCCAACCCCAAGCUGAAGGACACCAACGCGUUCAAGAUUCUGAACGCCCACAUGUUGCGCUCUCUCUCCGCCGUGUCAAGCUUUGCCGAGCAAGAACUGGCCGCCAUUGUGUUGCGCGACAUGCGCGAGUUCGUUGACGACGGCCUGUCCAGCACUGCUGACGGGCUGCUCGGCCGCUCGCAGGUCGACAUAUACCAGGUCAACUUGGCCAUGCAGCUGACGCCCUUUGUCUGCGGCCUGGUGCGCACCGGCAGCAUUGCCAAUGCUCUCAAGUCGUACAGAGACUGCCUCAUGUCAGAGUCCGCCGCCCUUAUCGAGGCCCUGUAUCCAAGCGACUUUCCCCGCAGCAAGGCGCACGCUGCCUUCAACGACGCCUCGCAACAGCGCGUGCUGGGCACGGCUACCUUUGAUCAGUUUCGCACGAUGCUGGGCCAGCAGCAAGAGCUGCUUCUGCUGCUCAUCAGCCAUAUCAGCAUGGUGCGCCGCGCCAUCCUGGCUGCCGAUGUGCUGCGCUCGCUCAACGACACAUUUGAUGCGUUCAUGGACGUCGCGCAUGUGCGCUGUGCCAAGCUCCUGAAUCACCGGUCGGAGCAGAACGCCCGCCUAAGCCUGGUCGGCUUCCACUCGCUGUACACGUCCAUCUGGCACUUUAUCACGCAGUACGAGGCCCUGGGCGGCAAAAUGUGCUUUGGCUUGCGCGGCACGCUAACUGCCCAGGCAAAGGCCUUCCUGAGCAACUUUCACACGGAAAAGUCGCGCCAAAUCCAGAUCCUCAUUGAGAAUGACAAUGGCCCUCUUUUGCUGACCUCCUCCUUGCGCUUUGGUAACAAAAAGAACAGCACUGCGUCGCUGCCGUCCGCGCCUGCGCCUGCGCCUGCAUCUGGGCUUGGCAGCACGCCGCUUGCAAACAGCCCACUGGCCCUGAGGCACCAGAACUCAGCCGGACUCGAUGCAGCUUCGAUUCGAUCCGUGGACACCGCAGCCAUCGGGCUGAUGCACAUUGGCGGCGAGGCCUUCCACGUGGUAGGGUGCAGCCUGGUCCUAGUCAAGAGCGUUGUCGAGUACCUGCAGUGCGCGAUCAACAUCCCAUGCUGGCUCGUCGAAGUGUUUAAGGCGUUUAACUCGCGCACGUGCCAGGUAGUGCUGGGCGCCGGUGCCAUGCGGUCGGCAGCAUUGGCGCUGGCGUCCGAGUCGUUGUCACUGUGCAUGGAGCUCAUUCCAUACGUCAAAGAGUGCCUGCGCCACGCCAUGUCUCCCAGCCAGGAAGUUCUUCUGGCACAGCUGGACCGCAUAGUCAGCGACUUUUCGAACCACCAGAGCGAGCUGCACCGCAAACUGGUGGCAAUCAUGGCCGACAGGGCUGACUACCACGGACGCGUGCUGGCAACGACCAAAUGGGAUGAGAUAGAGCACUCAGCCCAGCCUCCUGUGCCGGCCAUGGACGCGCUCGUCAAGGAGGUGCGCAAGCUGCACAAGGUGCUCAAGCGGUACUUGCCACCGCCCGCCCUGCGGUCGAUAUUUGCGCAGAUCUUCAGCAUGUAUGAGACCAAGCUCACCGCGCAGUACCAGAAGAUUCGCAUCACUAGCGGGGAGGGCAAGCGCCAGCUCAUGCUCAACUCACAGUUCUUGCUCCGUCGUCUCAGGGCACUCGACUCGUCGCUAUCCGUGGACUGGGAGCUGGAGGUUGUUGUUAACAAUAUCGAUUUAGUCAAGCCGUACCAGCCGGCAUUGGCUGUUUCGGCAUCGCCGGUCCCCACGAGCCAGUCUCUGUUUAGCCCCACAGGCUCUCAACAGCCUUCCAGCAGCGACCCGCCGUUGUCCCUGGUGUCACCCAUGGCGGACGACGACGAUGACGAAGUCGUCCGCCCCGAUUCUGCCAAUAUGAGCGUGCGCCCGUCGCCGUCGGCACCGCGGUCGUCUCCGUAG
Messenger RNA from Kickxella alabastrina, 3054 nucleotides. RefSeq names its product Vps54-like protein-domain-containing protein. The transcript has 9 exons. The coding region runs from base 1 to 3054 and encodes 1017 amino acids. The record is from RefSeq and is a predicted model, not a curated record. Gene Ontology annotation, molecular function: syntaxin binding. Gene Ontology annotation, biological process: Golgi to vacuole transport; retrograde transport, endosome to Golgi. Gene Ontology annotation, cellular component: GARP complex. Lineage: Eukaryota; Fungi; Kickxellomycota; Kickxellomycetes; Kickxellales; Kickxellaceae.